Messenger RNA from Marasmius oreades (fairy-ring Marasmius), 1703 nucleotides. RefSeq lists its product as uncharacterized. Gene Ontology annotation, biological process: fatty acid beta-oxidation using acyl-CoA dehydrogenase; fatty-acyl-CoA biosynthetic process. Gene Ontology annotation, cellular component: mitochondrial inner membrane. Gene Ontology annotation, molecular function: fatty-acyl-CoA binding; glutaryl-CoA dehydrogenase activity; flavin adenine dinucleotide binding. The transcript is spliced from 15 exons. Bases 48 to 1334 code for a protein of 428 amino acids. The record is from RefSeq and is a predicted model, not a curated record. Lineage: Eukaryota; Fungi; Basidiomycota; Agaricomycetes; Agaricales; Marasmiaceae.
CAUCUCGAUAUAUCACCUCUACCUCUACCCACUAUUACUCCACUCUUAUGCGCUCGUACUUUCCAGGAACCAUGUCUCGAAUCUCCAGAACUGCAGCCAAUUACUGUCGGAAGCCUCUCACCCAUCAACCACGAUUUGUUCGAUAUGCAUCUUCGCAAUAUGUCAAAUUCAACUGGGAGGAUCCGUUCAACCUCGAGUCGCUCCUGACUGAAGAAGAAAGAGCGAUACAGGACACUGCCCGCGAAUUCUGUCAAGAGAACUUGAUGCCAAAGGUUCUGGAGGGUUGGAGGACGGAACAGUUCAACCACGAUAUAUUGCCUGGAAUGGGAAAACUCGGACUUUUGGGCCCAACUAUCAAAGGCUAUGGAUGUGCAGGUGUCAACCAUGUUGCUUAUGGAUUAAUUGCGCGGGAACUCGAGAGAGUUGAUUCUGGAUAUCGUUCGACGGCUUCGGUCCAAUCUUCCCUUGUGAUGCACCCUAUACACGAAUUCGGGACAGAGGCUCAGAAGGAGAAAUAUCUACCUCGGCUCGCAAAGGGCGAGAUGAUUGGUGCCUUUGGACUAACAGAACCCAAUCACGGCUCAGAUCCUGCUAACAUGCAAACUACUGCGGAAGAUGUCGAUGGUGGAUAUAUUCUCAGAGGUAGCAAGGCUUGGAUCUCCAAUGCUCCCGUAGCCGACCUCUUUGUAAUUUGGGCGAAAUGCAAGUGGGAUAACAAGAUUCGGGGUUUUUUGGUGGAGAAGGGAACCAAAGGCCUUUCAGCACCUCCCGUGAAGCAUAAAAUUGCCCUCCGCGUAUCUUUGACCGGCUCCAUUGGCUUGGAAGACGUUCGUAUUUCCCAUGAUGCUUUACUACCCGGAUCAAGAGGACUAGGUUCCCCUUUUUCCUGCCUCAAUUCUGCCAGAUUUGGCAUCUCGUGGGGAGUAACGGGUGCGCUUGAAGAUUGUUUUCACCGUGCUCGACAAUAUGCGUUAGAACGGCAUCAGUUCGAUCGUCCUCUUGCCUCUUUCCAGCUUGUACAGAAGAAACUGGCAGAGGCGCACACAGAAAUCGCGCUAGGUCUCCUCGCCAGCCUUCAUGUUGGGCGUCUGAAGGAGCAAGGUCUACUGGCCCCCGAGAUGGUUAGCAUGGUGAAGAAGAAUAAUUGCGGGAAGGCCCUCCACCACUCUCGGACUUUACUGGAUAUUCUCGGAGGGAACGCAGCAGCUGACGAGUACCACAUAGGGCGCCACGCUGCAAAUCUGCAAAUUACCAAUACAUACGAAGGCACAAACGACAUCCAUGCUCUCAUUCUCGGAAAAGCCAUCACGGGAAUAUCCGCUUUUGCUAACUGAAAGGUUUGUUUUGGGGGGUACGGGUGUACGGGUGCUUUGGAUAAGUUAUCCUCCACUCGGCCUUGUAUCACAGCGCAUCAUCUCAACACAUGAAAAUUUAAGUUGGAAAGAUUUAGUAUCGUUCUGAAAGAUACCAGACGAAGGCGGAUUGAUUGAACAACUGAUGGAUGAUGGUCACAGAAAUCGAUGCGGAUUCGGUUGCCACUUAAAUCAUCAAAUGAGGUUCUGCAUCCGGAGGAGGAAGUUCCGUUUAAUCCGACCCCCCUGCUCUUCAUAUGGGUAGACUGAUAGUCCCGUCCAUUCAAUUCAUUACCUGUUCCGAUGAUGUUCACCCUCAAGGCGGCUGCGAAGCGCUUGGAUGUAGUUCAC